This is a messenger RNA of Perkinsus marinus ATCC 50983, 2595 nucleotides long. Its product is annotated as Paramyosin, putative. The record is from RefSeq and is a predicted model, not a curated record. NCBI's taxonomy places the organism in Eukaryota, Perkinsozoa, Perkinsida, Perkinsidae. Bases 1 to 2595 code for a protein of 864 amino acids. The transcript is spliced from 15 exons.
AUGGGAGAAAUGAGCACCACGAAGUCAACUCUGCCAGAUCACCAUCUUUCCGAAGAGAUCUAUGCUGAAGGCACACGUAUCAAUGGGCUCUACGAUGAGGCUAGACAGCUCGAGGACGCAGCCGCUAAGAGAACACGCCUUUUCAACGAGAAACUAUCACGCUUAGAGGAAGAACUACGUCGAACUAUCCUGGAAGCCACUGAGAACUCUAACAUGUAUGAAGUCCGUAUUCGAACCCUUGACGAGGAAGCAGGCAAUCUUAAGGCUUUGCUGAGGACCAGCGAGAGGCAGUCCUCUGACCUGGCAGGAGAAAACGCUAAACUUAAGGAGGAAAUAACAGAGCUCAAGAUGAAAACUGAGAGCUUCGACAGAAAAGCAUCUGAGUAUAGGACCGAGGUUGAAUCCAUGAUAAAACUGUCAGAGCACGACAAGGCUAGAUGCAAAGAUCUCGAAAUGCAAAUCACAGACCUGGAAGACCUCAGAGCUGGGGAGCGCUCCCGCGAUCUGGCCCGGAUCCGCGAACUCGAACGGGGGCUCGAAGCUGCCCAGAGGAAAGCUGAUGAGCUGAAAGAACGACUGAAUGAGCCGCGCUACACCGAAGGGCCGGACUUCGGGGUCCAGGCGGACCUCCCUGAUGUGGAGAUGGUAGGGGAAUGCGAGAGGUUGAAGAGCUUGCUCCGUAGAGUCUCUGAGGGUGGUUACGCUGACGGCUCGCUUGGCGGGGUUCCGUGUAACCGCUCGGGUGUCUGUGAGUUAAGACUGCCAAUUGACUGGAGUAGCCGACCUUAUGCUGUUGAAGUUGAGGUCUCGGUAGACAAGGAUAGAUGGUCAGCAGCAGGCAUGCUGCAGUUAGGAGACGGCUCAGAGAAGGGGUGCUCCCCAACUGACGGCGACGUCCCCUUGGAACUUCUCAUGAUCGUGGACCGCACUGGAGAGGAGGUCGUCGGGCAGUUCCUCAUGAGCCUAUCAGACCGCGGCCUUUUCACUAUCGGUCUCGAACGGAAUAAUCGCGGUUGGGACCUCAGGGUGCGGUUGCGGUAUGGAUCUCGAGUGCCGCAGUUAGAGCGUCUCCUGAAGAAUGCACAGGAGGAAAACUCCAUGCUGUUGGCUGACGUGGCCAAACUCAGAGAUCUAGAGAACGCGUUGGAGAGCGCUCGAGCUGAGCGGAGCCUUCUAGUCGGCGAGAGGGACUCAGCCAGAGAAGAGCUGCGUGCAGCGAAGACAGCGUUAGCGGCGGAGAGGGAUGCCAAAAGACGCCUGGAGGAGGGCGGAGCGGAGCUUGUACCGAAAGAACCUUCCCGCUUUGAAAUUGAUGUGAUGUUCGAUCAGGAGGCCACGACUAAGUCCAGAGUUGAGGAGGAGCGGAGGAGGGGGGACUCCCUACAGAGAGAGGUAGAUAGGCUCAGACAUAGUCAGCAGGAUCCCUAUCGACGGGAAUCCGGUCAGGCUGAGAGGCGCGAUGGUCAAUAUCAAAGUCGCGUAUCGAAGAGCCUCAUGGGUGGUGAAGAGGUGGACGUUUUCAGGAGAUCGGACACUACACAUCCUGAGGGCCACCGAGGUAGAAUGACCGACAACAGACACAACCUGCCAGCCACGGCUCCCGACCUAGCGGCUCUUCUGGCGUCUACCCGGGACAGGGCGACGAGGGCCGAGAUGGAGGUGGCUGAGCUGCAGGCUGUAGUCGAGGGUCGCGGAGUAUCGGGUUUAACGCCGAUGUUGGAUGGAGAGAGGAGGAGGGGAGAUCAGGCCGAGAGAGAGGUCCUCAGGCUUAAGGAGGAGAUACGUAGGAGACAGGAAUAUGGUCGGGAUAGCGAGGCGUUGAUGCGUCGAGCCGAGCGGGCUGAGGAGGAAGUGAGGCGGUUGAGGUGGGAACUUGACAGGUGCCAGCAGGCUGAGGUUAGCGAUAGUGUUUAUACCGAGAACGCCGAGAUGGAGAUUCGGCGGCUACGGGAGGAAUACGCCACUCUGAUGCAUCGAGAGCAGCUCAGUGCUGAGUGGACCGAGGAGGAGAUCAGGCGUCUUAGAGACGAGCUGGAGGCCUUCGAACAGGGACAUAACCCCGACCUUGCCCGAAUCAUUGACCAGGAGAGGGCAAGAGCAGCACGGGCAGAGGCGGAGGUGCGAAGGCUCCGGGAGGAACUCCGGAGGUCUGGAAGUGCUCACGUCAGCGUCGAGCUGAGAGGUGCUCCCGACCAGCCCAGGAGUCCCUCUCCCGAUCUCUUGGAGCUGGAGAAGGAGCGUCGCCGUGCCCAACAGGCGGAGGCCGAGUGUCCCGACAUAGUCCCAGCCCUUGAUGCUGAGCGGAGGCGGGCGGAGCGAGCUGAGAGGGAGGUCCUGCAGCUCAUGGAGGAUCUCCGAGUCGCUCAAACGAUGAGCGCCGACGGGCUGCGUGUGCUGAGAGGGAGGUAUGUCGCCUCCAACGAGAACUCUGUGAACUACGAUGUGUCCCUUCAGAAUCUCGGUCUGAGCUCUGACCAGUCGAGUGACUUCGACAUGGUCCUCCAUCUACAACAACACAUCCAGGUCCUACGUAAUGACCUCGACAGAGCUCUGCGAGACCGUUACGAGACUUCCCGAGCCCCUCUUCCUGCCUAG